AUGACGCAUUCUAGUCUCAAUCAAUUACAAUUCCUGUGGGAUUUGCCGUCAUAUCUUCAUCGGGAUCAUUGUUUCCUCGCUAUCGAGUAUUAUAUUUGGAUAAGCAGUUUGAACCCCUCUUACCCUGCUUAUUGCUGGCUUUACUCUAGCACAGUUAGCAACAAAUAUUGCGACCAACACUGUGUUGGCUUGUACUUAUCUCGCGAUUCUUCUCCCUCGGCUUUGCACGAUUUGAAGGGGGAGAUAAGCCGAUUGGUGACACAAAUACUAACAACAUUGAACCUAUUGUGGUGGACUUCGGCUGAAUUUUCGAGCAAAUUCACCUUAUUCCUCUCUAUGUAUUCGAUAUUUCUUUCCACGACUCCAGGUGUUAUGAUUGAUGACUUCUAUCUACUCUGCAAGGGCUUUCCUAAUGUCCAAUAUGGUUAUGCCGCUUACAUAUGCGACUUCUUGACAAACAUUGUUGGUUUUGCCAGUGCCGUCGGUCUUGAUAUGCCAACACGAGUCAAAACGAGUGACCCUACGAAUAACAUUAUAUAUCUGAUGGAGAAGAAGAGGAAGUAG
Messenger RNA from Penicillium vulpinum, 564 nucleotides. RefSeq lists its product as uncharacterized. The record is from RefSeq and is a predicted model, not a curated record. The transcript is spliced from 5 exons. The coding region runs from base 1 to 564 and encodes 187 amino acids. Lineage: Eukaryota; Fungi; Ascomycota; Eurotiomycetes; Eurotiales; Aspergillaceae.